GUUCUCGAUAGCGUUAUAUGUCAGUUUUGACACUGUCAGUGACUCUUGGUACGGGUUCAGUUCUAAGUUAUCUGCCCUCAGUACUAGUCGUUCAGCCAACGUUAUUUUUCCUAUUCUGUUACUAAUUUACGUAAUAUUAUUGCGAAUUUGAUAAAUAAAUUAGUUUUAUAGUGAAGCGGUAUAUUAAUGAACAUGGAUUGCAAUAAUAAUAUAUCUAGUUUUCGCCGCUCGUCUACAUCUACAGGGAUCCACAACGGCCAGGCAGCCGGACCUCAGUCUCCGGCCUCAAAUCCUGAAGAUCUAUUUUAUGAGGACUUGCCAAUCAUCAAUGGAACUGCAAACUUUGACGUCAUUUCUGAACAUGGCGAGGGUUCAUUCGGAAAAGUGAUAAAGGUACAACAUAAGAUUGACAAGCAGUACUAUGCCAUAAAACGUAUCCCACUCGAAUAUGUGCAUGAUGAAAUAACUGAAGCAAAACUAAUGUCUCGCCUAGAACAUGAAAAUAUUGUUCGUUACUAUAAUUCAUGGAUUGAACAUGAACAAGUACCAGAUAUAAAUAAAAACACCGGAGAAAUUCAAAAUAACAACAGUGUCCAAAGUCUACGGCUGUGCAUCCAAAUGGAAUUUUGUGAAUACACACUACAACAAGUUAUGCGCAGCAAAAGAUUUAAAUACUCAAACAACAAGUUGGAUUAUUUUUGGCAGAUAUUGAAAGGUUUGAUUUACUUGCAAAGGAAAGGGUUAUUUCAUAGGGACCUUCACGAUGAAAAUAUUUUGGUUGAUCACGAAGGAUGUGUGAAAAUUGCUGACUUUGGAAUAAUGUCGACGUCGGCAGAUUACAACAUGUCAAUGGACCUUAUCAUUAUAUUGGAGCAGAUGUUUGGUAAGAAUUUAUCCAAGCAUGAAGAAGAGAAUAACAACGAAAAUGAUGAAAUCACUGUAGCGAAAAAGCUAUAUAGAUUGCUCCGACAACCUAAGGAAGCUUGCAAAGGCGAGCGUCCACCGUGCGCCGACGUGUGCGCCGAUUUAUUCAAAUACUACAAUGAAAAUAUUGCAGAUGAACAAGGAAAAAUCUAUAUGGCGGCAAGCAAUGAAAUAAGCGCCAGUAGAUUUAAAAUAUAACGUGUAAAAUAUAUGAAUAAGCCUUAGUGGAUUUAAAAUAUAACGUGUAAAAUAUAUGAAUAAGUGAAGGAUGUAAGGGCCAAUUAUCGAUUAUUUGCUGAACACUGAAAUGGGCAAUAAGCCUGAAAUAAAAUCGUAUUGGGCAACGUCGUCCGUUUUUUUAGGUAUUAGUUUUAGCUUUGUAGGUAGUUAUAAUUUUAGGUUAUAUUUUAAACUAAUUUUGUUGUUAAUUUACUAAGUAUGUUUCAGUUUUAAUAAAAUAUAUUUUGAAAAAAUAAAAUACUGGAUACACAAUAUUCGUCCAUAUGAGGAGUACCUUUUCAAAAGGGGUUAUUUCCAAAUUAUAAACUGAAAUAAAAUGUCAUAUACCAUAGAAAAAUUGCUGAAGACGCGGGUUCAUUUCCGCUUCGGUCACCGGUGUACUUGGUUACUUUUUCUUUGGUGUAUGAUAUCUAUUUCAGUUUAUAAUUUAUAUAUAGUAGUGUGACUACUUAAAAAAACAAAUCAAAGAAUAUUUCAUAAUAUAAUUUGAUUUGUACUUAGUAGGGCUUAUUUCCAUUUUUCGUUUUUUUUUUGCUAUCAAUUCAGUUCUGCUUAAAACAUAAAAUUACGCAUUUUAAUUAAGAUAAAAGUUAAAAAAAAAAUAUUUUAUUGUUCUCUAAAAAAAGGUUCAAAUAUAAGUUAAUAAUAAUAAGUUCGGAUCAAAAGAGCUUAUUUCAUCCUUUUACAUACACAGCGUUCCUUGGCCAAUAUUUUUAUAGCACUUGGUUAUCUUAUGACUCAGUACCUGUGUACGUAAAAAUAAGUUAUAAACAUGGUUAUUGAAUACAAAUGUUUAUCUUAAUCAAUUAAAUCAUCAAUAAUUGCACUUUGUAUUGCACCCUACUUCAUGCAUAAUAAUUUUAUUAUACAUAAACACCAACAUACCAUUAUUUUUAAUAGUUAUUUUUAAUUACUGAAUAAAAAGUUAUCCAAUUAAAAAAUAUUGCUGUGAUGUACCUACAUUCUACAAAUAAAAAAUGUUUAUAUAUCACACGGCCUCAACAAAUCGGCUUAGUUCUUAAAGUUCGCACAAAAAGUGUGUAGUUCUGAAAUUGUAGGUAUAGUAAUUAAAAUAAUUAUUAAGAUAAAUAAAGAAAUGUAUGCAAUGCGUUAGUAGAAUAUCGAAAAUAAAAUAAUGAUUACGGAAUGAAAACCGUAGAUUUAUGUUUUUCUCGAUUUCCCGCUAAUAGUGUAUGUGGAAGUAAGCCGUAUUGAAAACUUGAAAAGACACUUCUCAUAUGUCCACUUCAAGUGGCAGGGCACCGGCUCGUGGUCGAUAACGUUAUUUAAAUUUGAAAUUUGAAAAUUCAUAUAAAAUUAAAAUUCCAACUACCGUAAAGUGGCAUACCCACGUGAAGGGUUAAAAUAAUAAAAUGAAAAAGACAAAAAAAAUCGAAGAACAAUAUUGUAAUACGGUGAAGUUUCAUAUUUCGUCAGCUGAACCAAAACUCACUCAUCAAAAAAAAAAAUUAAGCAUAAUUAACCUUAUUUUGGUACUAGCACAGUUCACUAGGGCUGUUAAUUUGUGAUAGUAGUAAGUUUUGGUCGACCUGACGAUUUGGCCUUGGCCAAUAACAACCGGGUGGUCAAGGAACAAUCCUUACCUAAUUGUUUCAUAAGCAAUAAGCAUACUUUAUUUAGGUUAUGUUAAAAUAUUUAAAGCACUAAGUGAGACUUUUAGAUUUGGUACAACAUACAUACAUAUACAUAAGUAGGUACAGUCACAGUCUGAAAAUAUAGAUACGGAAAAAAUCCCAAUAAUAUGUAUACAAGACCUUAAUGCUCAUACAGGGUGUCCAGUAAUGAAUGGACAACCUUCUAACCACGAAUAGGGCACUUUAGGCUGGUCCAGAAAAUCGACUUAGAGGUUUAGUAAAAGGCCUCUGGUUUUCGAGAUUUUCACGCUUUUCAUAAUUUCAGGAUUUUGCUUCCUCAUUUCACUCUAAUGACCGUGGAAGCCACAGAUAAAAAGAUUUUUACGAUCUGUUUUUUGAAAAAUUUUCUCAAAUAGUGCUACUAACUGACUAACAUAACAGUGUUUUGGCAGUCCCGACGAUUUUUUUGUAAUCAGACCUUCAUUAAAAAAAAAUCAUUUUUGACUUACAUUUUCUACAAGUUUGAUCGCCUGUGGUGAAAAAAAUUUGUAUGGACAUUAAAGCGGCCAACUCCCUAAAAAUUAGCUUACUUAAUGGUGAUUCAGAAAAGGUAAAACAAGUGAUAUUUACUACUUACGGAAAAAAAUAUUUUACCUUUAAUAAUCAUUAAGAGCGACUUGAUGAUUGAAGAUGAUUUUAGUUUGCACUGCAAAAAUUAUUUGUUCCAAGAUUAACUUUGUCGCAAUUGCUUUCUAAGCUUAUCUUUAGAAUAAUGACAGUGUAUUAUUUUUAUUUUUAUUAAUUCGCUAAAAGAAGCCACCGAUGUGCUACCGUACCUAAGUGCCUGAUGAUCGGAGUGGUAAACAAAGGGCAAAAUGCCAUUGUUCUAAUGAUUUGCUUACCAAAUUGACAAUAAAGAUUUAAUUUUGGAACAUCAUUAAAAAAUGACAGCUAGUUGCGUCGCUAAGUACCUAUCUACUACCUUAACGACAUUGAACUCCACCUGAUAAGGCUUCCCCACCUUUUAUUAACUUUCUUUAUUAGGUACGAAAGGAUUGUUUACAGUACAUAUGGGGCUACUUUAUAGCACUAGUGCGAGAAGUAGCAUAUUAUGUUACUGUGUCGAACAUUUAAAGGGCCAUAUGUACUGUAAAACGUUGUACGAUACAUGUGCGAAUAGGUAAUUCGCAACUCGUGUCGAUUUAAAACACUCCCUUCGGUCGUGUUUUAAUUUAUCGCCACUCGUUUCGAAUUUCCUAUUUUUCGCACUUGUAUCGUAAUGUACUAAUUUAGUAUGUUAUCAACUUCACUGGAGAUAAUACCUACUACCUUCCUGUUACCCUGACCUUGUGUGUGCUGUAUUUGUUUGCUGUAACCUGGUUUGUUCUGGACAUUCGAAUUAACAACGACUUAGCGUUAUCCUGGACGGUGUAAUUUCUUAGGCGAGAUGCCAAACCAGUAUCAACCCCGCGAGUACGCCAAUAUGCAUUUUAUCUACGGGGAAUGUAGAGGAAAUGCUAAUGCAGCUGCUGCAUUGUAUGCCGAGAGAUAUCCGGACGCACGUCAUCCCGAUCAUCGAGUGUUUACGAGAGUUCACACAGCAUAUUGUGAAGGAAGAAAGGUGUUGGUGGUCAUGCCGAAGGCAGACCCCGAGAUCCCGACCUUGAAGAAAUAGUGCUUGAGGAACUUGAGGCCGAUCGCUCGACAUCGACACGUGUAAUCGCACAACACACGGGGAUAGCAAAAUCGACAGUACACAGCAUUUUGAAAAGGCACCUUCAAUAUGUUCCAAGAGUGAAUUUCUGUCGACUAAUGCUUGAAAAAAUGGAAGAAGAUCCAACGUUUUUUGACGAAAUUCUGUGGAGUGACGAAUCAACAUGCCAAAGAGAUGGCUUCCUCAAUAUGCAUAAUGUGCACAGCUGGCAGGUAAAAGGACACAAUCCACAUUUAAUGCGAGAGGACCACUCACAAUAUCAAUUUAAAAUUAAUUUGUGGUCGGGGAUUUUAAACGGGGAAAUAAUUGGCCCUUUUGAAUUGCCACAGACUUUAAAUGGACCCAGAUAUUUGGAGUUUCUUCAAAAUGAACUUCCCAUUUUAUUAGAGAACGUUCCAUUGAACAUUAGAGCAACCAUGUGGUUGCAAAACGUUGGCUCAUUUUGCCGUUCAAGUCCGCCAGUAUCAGAACGAAACGUUCCCCAGUAAAUGGAUAGGCCGGGCUGGGCCAAUAGAAUGGCCUCCACGUUCUCCGGGCUUAAAUCCGCUGGAUUUUUUUUACUGGGGCUGCAUUAAAGAAAUGGUUUAUUCUAAAUCAAUAAAUUCCGUGCAAGAGCUGCGUCACAAUAUUCAACCUGCUGCAAGAGCAAUAAGCCAAAAAAGAUACGCACGAAUGCUAAAAAGGAAUUUUAUAAAAAGAUGCAGAGCCUGUAUUCGUGUAGAGGGCAAGCUAUGCAUAGCCAUGUCUAUAGCUAUAUAUAUAUGUAUAUAUAUGUAUUAAGGUAGUGUAUAUACAUUUUUGUCAGUUUGUCCGUAUCUAUAUUUUUAGACGUGACUGUACCUACAAAAUAUGAUUAUUUUAAUGUAUUUGAGAAAUUAUACGUUACGUUAUAUACGAGUAGAGUGUAUAAUAUAAUUAUAGAGUAUAAAGAGCCAUUGAGACGUAGUGUAGAAGAGGCCUACUUGCUAUUUUUAAAAUUAUACGAGGUAAUUUUUUUAUAUUAUAAUUCUGUAAACUUUUUAUAUUUUUAAUAAAUAAUUUUAUAAAUUAUCUACCUACUAUUCUUAUUAUUAACUAUGCCAGAAUCAUUUACUAAGUAAAUGUCCCAGUGCUCGACACGCUA
Cydia pomonella (codling moth) is the source of this 5596-nucleotide messenger RNA. RefSeq names its product eIF-2-alpha kinase GCN2-like. The record is from RefSeq and is a predicted model, not a curated record. Lineage: Eukaryota; Metazoa; Arthropoda; Insecta; Lepidoptera; Tortricidae. Gene Ontology annotation, biological process: protein phosphorylation. Bases 187 to 1122 code for a protein of 311 amino acids. Gene Ontology annotation, molecular function: protein kinase activity; ATP binding. The transcript has 7 exons.